Tetranychus urticae (two-spotted spider mite) is the source of this 2071-nucleotide messenger RNA. Lineage: Eukaryota; Metazoa; Arthropoda; Arachnida; Trombidiformes; Tetranychidae. The record is from RefSeq and is a predicted model, not a curated record.
AAUAUUCAAGAUUAAAACAAAAGCAAAGGUUGAGUUGGAAAAGAUUAGACAAAGUAAAUAAUCAAAUGAACAAAUCAAGGUAAUUGUCGCCCUAAAAGCCUUAAUUUUGGAGGUUUUAGGUUAAAGUUGACGAGAAGAGAAAGUUGAGGAAAAGGGAGAAAAUUAAGGAACCCCAAAAAAAUUGUUUAGGUUCCGGUUCAUCUAUUCAUGAUGAGUGAAAGUGUUUAAUAAUGAAUAAAUUUGCUGCUCUUGUAACACUGUUUAAGUUGGAAAACGCAAAAAGCGAACGCAAUUUCGCGGUCUUUUAAAGGCGUUCCUGAUCUUGUGUUUAUAACCAUUAUCAUUAUUAGUAUUAUUAUUAUUAUUGUAAUCAAAUUGGUUAACUUUGUCAAUGAGAAAAGAGGCGAAAAAAGGUUGAACAUUUGAGGAAAGCAAAUUUGUGUUAAACUGGUUCAACAGUUUGUCUCUCAUUAUCCAUUUCAAUGUUUCCAAUGUACAGUUUUAUCCAAUGUUUUAAGAUCAUUUGGUCCAAAAUGUCGACUCGAUCAAUUCAAUAACCAGCCUUGACUUUGAAAUUUAAUGCCAAUAGGAAGUUAACAUUGAAUUGGUUCAUCACUUCAUCUUUACCCGACUAACCAGGCAAACCAGCGUCAACUGUUACCAUCAAAUGUUUCUUUGCCAUUACACUUUUUACCAGUUAAAGUGAAUUUUCAUUUCAUCUCAAACUUCGUUUCUCCAUUUUCAGUCCUUUGUUCAUUUCCAUCCGUUUUCCAUCAUGAAAAUUUCCACGAUUCUCACCAUUCCAAUCAUCCUUUCGUUGGUCAAUUUCAUCCACUGUUAUGAGCGAUGUGAUUGUGGACGAACAGGAAUUCAAAGGCGAGUUUUUGGAGGAAAUGAAACUUAUCAUAAUCAAUAUCCAUGGAUGGCUCAUUUAAGCCUUCAAUUGGCUUGGUUAUUGAAUGCUUUCUGUCACGAUGCCUCUCCAUCAUCAUCUUCAUCACUCAUCAGCUGCUCAUCAUCGGCUUCCAUUCCAAAGUUGACCUCAUCCGCUUCCAUCUCAUCAUUCUCGUCUUUUACAACAAGAAAUAGUCUGAAAAAGUCCCAUGGAGUUAAGCUUAAAAAUUUAAUACUCAGUGAAGAGUUGAAACCUAAACAAUCAACUUAUAAACAUAUAAACAACUUUACUGACAAUUUAACCUCUCUGAGAUCAACUAAUUUAACUAUUAGUAACGGUGUUGGCUCAGAAAAAAUCCAAAUUACUGGUGAUAGUCCCACCAAAACAACUAGUUGCACUUCAAAUGUGACUAGACUGGUUUGGACCUUAUUCUAUGAUCAUGUUGGUUCAACGCAAUAUGGUUUAUGCGGUGGUUCAUUGAUUGAUCAUCAGCACAUAAUCACAGCAGCUCAUUGUGUCCACGAUGCAUCUGGUAAUCCAAGGAAUGUUGACGCUGUCCAUGUUUAUCUAGGAGCUCAUAAUUUAUAUCAUCUUCCGAAGGUUCGCCGUGUGGAGAAAUUUAUCCUUCCAAAAAAUUACAACUUCGCUCGACCGGUUCACAAUGACUUUGCCAUUCUCAAAUUAGUCAAACCAGUUAAAUUCAAUGACAAAAUAUCUCCCAUUUGUAUACCCAAAAGUGAUGACGAACCAUAUCGUAAAUUGAGAGUUGCAGGAUGGGGUCAUUUAGGUCCAAACCAGAAAACAGCAAAAACGUUACAACACGUUGACGUUUACCAUGUUAGAAAUAGCAAAUGUUACGAGAUGGUUAAAGAUUAUAUUUACUCAAAUUAUGCUAUUGUACGACGGAAUCCGGAAAAAUACAAGAUCCCGCCUAUCCAUGAAAAUCACAUGUGUGCUGUUGAUGGUAACACUGGUGGUGAUGCUUGCCAAGGCGAUUCUGGUGGUCCUUUGAUGUAUUUAAAUCCAAACAAUAAUCGUUUCUAUUUGAUUGCACUUGUCUCUGGUGCCUAUGAUCAAUGUGGAGAUAAACAUACUCCUGGAUUUUAUACGCUGGUUCGUAAUUUUAGGUACAUGAUAAGAGAUUUGGCGCCGCAUAGUCACAUUUGCCAUUAUUAG